Pyrenophora tritici-repentis Pt-1C-BFP is the source of this 2048-nucleotide messenger RNA. RefSeq names its product putative nucleoporin nsp1 protein. NCBI's taxonomy places the organism in Eukaryota, Fungi, Ascomycota, Dothideomycetes, Pleosporales, Pleosporaceae. Gene Ontology annotation, cellular component: nuclear pore central transport channel; nuclear pore. The record is from RefSeq and is a predicted model, not a curated record. Gene Ontology annotation, biological process: protein import into nucleus; RNA export from nucleus. Gene Ontology annotation, molecular function: structural constituent of nuclear pore; phospholipid binding.
AUGAGCUUCUCAUUCGGCAACACCAACAACAACAAUAGCGGAGGUAGCGCGCCUAAUAAGAAUCUUUUUGGCGCACCUGCCUCAAGUAGCGGUGGACCGACGACGCUUUUCGGCACCACGACGAACAACACGACCAGCGCACCCAGCAGCGGCGGUCUCUUCAGCAGCGCGGGUGGAGGCACUUCUAAUUUGUUCGGCGCCGGCGUAUCGAGCACACCUGCGAGCAAGCCGGGCGGUCUAUUUGGCGGAGGCCAAGCUACGUCGGGCGCGUCGUCAACACCUGGUAUGGGAUUUGGAGGAGGAUUCAAGAAAGAGGGAGAUGCGUCCAAGCCAGCAAACACAGGACUGUUCAGUGGAGCGGGUGCUUCUACUGGCGGAGCGGCGACGUCUUCGGGACCCUCGUUUGGGUUCGGUACAUCCGCUGCCACGCCCGCAGUAAACAAGACGUCAUUACUACCAUCCACGACUCCAGCCGGGCCACCUCCCGGUGGUCUGUUCGGUCAGAAUAAUCAGGCCGGAAGUACAUCCUCUUUGUUCAACACGAAGCCAACCACAACAACUUCCUCUGGCCCUGGUCUUUUUGGUGGCGCUACCUCUGGACAAACUGCUGCGAAGCCUGCCUUCUCUCUAGGCGGGAACCAAGCAACAUCCGCUGCACAGGACACCUCUAAACCCGCAGGUAGUCUCUUCAGCGGCAUCGGUAGCACAACUCCCUCUUCCACACCAGCAAAACCUUCCCCAUUCAGCCUCGGCGCUACAACUACGGGACAGCAGGCUUCCUCGCAGGCUACCUCGAGCGCGCAACCGGCUAUGUCUUUGGGUGGAACCUCUGCUCCUCCAGCGUCCUCUGCAGGAGGAGCCAGCAGCGGGUUCAGCUUUGGCACUACUGCUGCUAGCACAGCGGCGACUACUGGAGCUACCACCACAGCAACAAGCGGUGCGCCCACCACAACCGCACCUCCUGCCCUUCCAGCGUUCCCAGCCCCGGGUGGUGCAAGCUCAGCACCUGCCACCUCUGGAGCUACAACCUCCGCAAGCACCGCUCCAAAUGUGUCCAGCAGGCCCACCGGAACCGAAGCUCCUGCUUCAUCAUCAAACACAACCACACAGCCAGCAUCUACUUCUGGAGCCACUAGCGGUACCUCGGGAAACAAUGCUGCUCAAGCUGGAUUAGCUGCCUCGACAGCUGGGCCAGCACCAUCAGCUCAGUCACGACUAAAGAACAAGUCCAUGGACGAAAUCAUUACCCGCUGGGCAGCCGACUUGUCAAAGUACCAGAAGGAAUUCCAAGCACAAGCUGAGACAGUCGCUUCGUGGGACCGAGCUUUGGUGGAAAACUCAGACAAGGUUCGACAGCUGUACUCAAAGACCUUUCAGGCAGAGCGAGAUGCUGCGGAGGUCGAGAGACAAUUGACGAUUGUGGAGGAUAAUCAGAACGAGCUUGACUCGUACCUGGACCGAUAUGAGAAGGAAAUUGACAACCUCAUGAAGAUGCACGGUGUCAACAGUAAGAACGAAACUUUGCGUGGACCCGAUCAGGAGCGUGAGAGGACCUACAAGCUUGCCGAGAAGCUUCAAGACCGCCUCAACGAGCUUAACAAGGACCUCACGGAGAUGAUUGAAGAAAUCAACAACACUUCGCAAACCCUCAGCAAGACCGGGAAGCCAGAUGAUCCCCUAACCAAGGUCGUCCGCGUUCUCAACACACAGCUCGCUCAGCUCCAGCUUAUUGACUCUGGCGCUUCUCAGCUUCAGCAGAAGAUCAAAGAGGCACAGAGCGAGACACGCAGCGUUGGCGCUAACGGCUGGAACGGACUUGGUUCGGACCCUUCGGCCGACUUUAUGAAGAGCGUUCGGGGCGGUCGUGCCUCGCAGCGGUUCGGCGGAGUAUCGUAGACGUCUCGGCCUGAACAUGUAGGAUUAACGAAAGAAGGAGAGGUCAUUGGUUGUUUGGACAUGCAUUCCCAUUGGCGUUAAUAAAGAAAGCCGCAUAUUGAGGAUAUACGUGCGUGCAAAUUUAGUAGUACAGAAGCCAGAACUUAGUUGAA